AUGGUGGGUCAUGAGAACUUUAUGGUGAUGCCAAAACUGAACGAUGUGCCGAAAACUGAACGAUUGGCACCAGGAAGUGAACGGUGGCCCGUUAGAUUUUUAAAACGCCACUCAAGAAAACUUGGCCAGAAAGCUAAGCUACAUGUCGGAAGAGGUUCAUUCAAGUCGGGAACAUUUAAGAAGUUAACAGGGAAUAGCCAAGGCGGGGGACUCAUUGUUGUUGGACCUUUCGAUAAAGACGCUGACUGUGUGACAGAAAUAAGAGAUGAGGCUUUUAGAAAAUUUCAAAGCUUGCACCGUGAAUUCAGGAAGCAAUACCACACGGCACAUGAUAUGACGCUAGUCUAUCCAGAUGGUUCAAAAGUAUGUGGCCUUCCUGAUGGGUCUGCAGAUUUCUCAAUAAAGGGUUAUCGUGAUUACCUAGACCCGCAUAAAAAAUACGACAGACUGAGGUUUUUCUUGGUUCCAACAGUUGAAAUCGGGGAAGAAGUGGACCUAGUUUCUGCUGACGAUUCUUCCAGCUCUCUUCCUGAUCUAUCCGACAUUAUUGAAUCUCAAACUCUCUCAAAUGUCUUGCGUGACAUACGUGGAACAGCUCAUGAAGCAAAGGAUCAGGAAGAGGAAUGUGAAUCAUCUUGCAGUCCUCCGCUUGGAACAUCAAGUCAAAUAGAUCUAACAUAUGAUGACACUCUCCCUCUGGUAGUAAAAGUGCGAUUCACAUCUAACGGUCAUGCCAUCUUGACUGGGCGUUUUGAGAUAUCUGACAAAGUAGAGGAGCUGGUGCGAUAUGUGCAGUCGUCCGGAACAUUGCAGGGUAGCAAUUUCCAGCUACUGAAAAACGGCGAAAUACUAGAAACAAGGAAUGAGCUGCAUAGCUACAUUGGAAACCCUAAUGAAGUGGUGGAAAUCGAAGUAAAGCAAGUCGUCGAAAGAAGUGAGAGAGUUUUCGCUGGCCUUGGCCGCCGCUGCCUUUCUCUACGUCGACCAAGAAUCGAAACUGAAACAAGCGCCACACGGUAAGUUUUCUUAUGUUACAAACUGUUCUUCGUUCAUUGUUAACGCUAGAUGUUUAUAUUGCAUCAUAGGUGAGUGUACA
Pecten maximus is the source of this 1096-nucleotide messenger RNA. RefSeq lists its product as uncharacterized. The transcript has 6 exons. NCBI's taxonomy places the organism in Eukaryota, Metazoa, Mollusca, Bivalvia, Pectinida, Pectinidae. Bases 1 to 1020 code for a protein of 339 amino acids. The record is from RefSeq and is a predicted model, not a curated record.